AUGCAAAUCAUCGUACUUUUUCUAUAUAUCUCUCAAAAUCUCAAUGCUAUACAAAUCAAUAAUCAAGAAAAAAAAUAUUUCACUAAUCUUAUCAAACGAGAUGUCUAUAGUUCUUCUAUUCAAAAUCUCAAUUGUUUUACAAAAACAUAUGAGAAUGAUGAUGAUACUAUUAUUUUUAAUACACCAAAUUUUACAUUUAUUGAUUCUUUAUUAUCUGUAAUUUCAAUAAAUAAAUCUAAAUCAUCUGUUCGUGAUCAUACAAUAUGGUUAAUACAUCAGAUAACUUCAAAUAAAUAUCAAGAAAUUGCACGAUAUGAUUCAAUUAGAAAACAAUUUCUUAUAAAUUCGAAUGAAAAUUUUUCAUCUACCAUUGAUAAAAAUACUGGUCAAUUAACAGUAAUUAAUACUCAGAAUAAAAAUCUUAUUUAUACAGAAAUAAUUAUGCAUGCACAAUCAGGUUUAAGUAAAGAUGAUGAUAUUUUACAUGAUAUUUAUCGUUUUAUUCGUCUUUCAACUUCAUCACUUAAUUGUACAACAAAUAUUACAAUUAAUGUUGAUGAAUCAAUUGAAAUUCAAUGUACAAUUGAAUAUGAAUUUAUUAAAUAUGAGGAUUUAGAUAAUUAUCAACCGAGAAUUAAUUUUACAUUUUAUUUAAAACAAAAUGAUUCAUUUUAUACAGCUGUUAAUCAAGAAUAUUUGAAUGAAAUCAAUGAUAUACAAAUAGAUGAUAAUGCAACAUGGAUUUGGAAACGUUCAAUUAGUUAUACAGUUAGAUUGAUGAAUAAAGAAGAAAAUUAUAGAGAAUAUGCUUGUAUUAUCGUACCUGAUACAUUAAAAAUUGUAGAUAUAUUUCAAGACGAUAAUCGAAUAUGUCGUACGAAAAUUGAUAUCCAAAAUAAUGAUUCUUCAAUAAUAACAUUUCCACAAUUAAAUCAAUGGAAUUUAAUCGAUAUAAUAAUAAUUAUUUUAAUUCUAAUCAGUAGUCUCUUACUUAUCGUAUCACUAAUUCUUUGUAUACUAGCACGAAAAUACAAUAAAAAACGUACAAUUCAGAUAAAACCAGAAAUUUUAGAUAAAACAAUAACAUUACCAUAUGAAACAAAGCAAACAUUUUCCAAAGAGAAUCUAUUUUCAAAUAAUAAUGAAAUGAAAUCUGAACCUUCUUUAAAAACUCUUUCACCUCAACAACAUAAACCAGGUUGUCCAAGAUAUAUUCCAUCACCUGAAUCUAAUCUUCUUUCAAGUGAUUUAUUUACUCAUACAACGAUUGAUAAUAUCAAAAAAAUAAUUCUUCCUGAUAUUCCUCAAACAAAUGAUCUAUUUGAUGAUCAAACUUAUAUUCAUUUUUAUAUACCAUCAAAUAAUGAGAAUCUAUCAAUGAAAAAACUUCAUUCAUCAUUGUUCGAAAAAAGCCAAUCUACUCAUUAA
Messenger RNA from Adineta steineri, 1428 nucleotides. The record is from the annotation of a GenBank genome assembly. Lineage: Eukaryota; Metazoa; Rotifera; Eurotatoria; Adinetida; Adinetidae.